AAGAAAACACCGAACCUUGAUAUAGGGUGUUAAAAUAAACUCAGGUUAAGGUCCUGAGUUUUCUAUCCUCCCGUAGGCCUUCUUAGCGAUCUCCCAUCCUCCAGUAAAGCUCCCCUCUAUUUCUACUGAAGGGAAAAUAUCAUCACAACAAUAUCUGCAACAGCUGCCAAAAUGUCCCCUUCAGGCCCUUUCCAAGUCACUGUUCAUCCCUUCGAGUCUAAGUGUCGAAGCUCGGCCGCCUAUGAAAUUGGUCUCACUUCAGCUCCCAACGCCAUUGUCUUCAUCGGUGGGCUUACAGAUGGACCUCACACUGUUCCUUAUACCCGGCUUCUAGCCCAGCGUCUGGAGGAAGCAAAGGAUUUGGGCUUCUCUGUUAUCGAGUUCCGCAUGAGGAGCUCUUUCUCGGGUUUUGGCACCUCGAGCCUCCCCAACGACGUUGAAGAUAUUUCUGCUUUGGUCAAGUAUCUACGAGGAAUCGGCAAGGAAAAGAUCGUCCUAUUUGGUUCCUCGACUGGCUGCCAGGACUGCAUCGAGUAUGCCAACUAUGCCAAGCACAACAACGAACCUGUCGAUGGCUUCGUUAUGCAAGGUCCGGUAUCGGAUCGUGAGACGCUUGAUUUGAUCUUCCCGGACCCUCAGCCGAGUCUUGAUCUCGCCGCAAAGAUGAUUUCUGAGGGUAAAGGCGGUGAUUGUAUGCCUUUUGACAUGAUUCCGGCUGUUCUGGGAGCUCCCAUUUCGGCGUAUCGGUUCCAGUCCUUGGCGAGCAAAGGCGGCGACGAUGACUACUUUUCAUCAGACCUGCCCGAUGAUGUCGUUGAAAGGAACUGGUCUCGGUUCAACAAGCCAGUGCUGGUUCUCCAUUCUGCUGAGGACGAGUUCGUCCCAGAGCGCAUCGACCAGGCUGCGAGCAACAAAAAGUAUAAGGCGUUGAACCCGGCCGUCAGUCGGUUAUCGGGGCUGAUUCCUGGCGCAAGCCACACCGUUGAUCAACCCCCAGCGCAGGAGUGGCUUUCCAAGACGGUUAUCGAGUGGUUGAAAACCGAAGUCACUUCUUGUGCUUGAUUGAGAUUGCUUGUCAAGACGUGUUGACAGUCACGUUAAUUAGAGGGAACACACUGAGGACUACGAGUUGUGCAAGCAAUUGAAGUGCUUAUGAUCUAUUAAGAUGAUAAAUAGAAAGCAUUAGGUAACUAUAGCAAUGAGUCAGUCACGCGAGCGACCUACCAAAAUGAUACUCAAACUCUAUGCUACAGGGUAAGACGACAUUGGCUGGGAAGUGAGUGAUAUCAC
Messenger RNA from Fusarium verticillioides 7600, 1290 nucleotides. RefSeq lists its product as hypothetical. The transcript is spliced from 5 exons. The record is from RefSeq and is a predicted model, not a curated record. NCBI's taxonomy places the organism in Eukaryota, Fungi, Ascomycota, Sordariomycetes, Hypocreales, Nectriaceae. The coding region runs from base 172 to 1062 and encodes 296 amino acids.